Messenger RNA from Procambarus clarkii (red swamp crayfish), 1563 nucleotides. Lineage: Eukaryota; Metazoa; Arthropoda; Malacostraca; Decapoda; Cambaridae. The record is from RefSeq and is a predicted model, not a curated record.
AUGCACAAUUAUAAUAAUAACAAGACUAGAUCAGCCUCCCCCAAGAUCCCACGAGGCCCUGACUCAACCUCCUACGACCAUUUCCCCGUCCCCAUUACUUCCCACCCCGCCGGCUACUAUGACACCGGCUCCGUCCUCCCCAACUUCGACAACGGCAAUGUCACCCAUUACUACGGCAACGGCAAUGACAACAGUCAUGAACGAGACGCCAACGGGCAUGGGCGAGACGCCAACGGGCAUGGGCGAGACGCCAACGGGCAUGGGCGAGACGCCAACGGGCAUGGGCGAGACGCCAUGGGCCUGUGGAGAGACGCCAUGGGCCUGGGGAGAGACGCCAUGGGCCUGGGGAGAGACGCCAUGGGCCUGUGGAGAGACGCCAUGGGCCUGUGGAGAGACGCCAUGGGCCUGGGGAGAGACGCCAUGGGCCUGUGGAGAGACACCAUGGGCUUGGGGAGAGACGCCAAGGUCCUGGAGCGAGACGCCAAGGACCUGGAGCGAGACGCCAAGGACCUGGAGCGAGACGCCAAGGACCUGGAGCGAGACGCCAAGGACCUGGAGCGAGACGCCAAGGACCUGGAGCGAGACGCCAAGGUCCUGGAGCGAGACGCCAAGGUCCUGGAGCGAGACGCCAAGGACCUGGAGCGAGACGCCAAGGUCCUGGAGCGAGACGCCAAGGUCCUGGAGCGAGACGCCAAGGUCCUGGAGCGAGACGCCAGGGACAUGGAGCGGGACGCCAGAGACCUGGAGAGAGACGCCAGGGACCUGGAGCGAGACGCCAGGGACCUGGAGCGAGACGCCAGGGACCUGGAGCGAGACGCCAGGGACCUGGAGCGAGACGCCAGGGACCUGGAACGAGACGCGAGGGACCUGGAACGAGACGCGAGGGACCUGGAACGAGACGCCAGGGACCUGGAACGAGACGCCAGGGACCUGGAACGAGACGCCAGGGACCUGGAACGAGACGCCAGUGGCCUGGAACGAGACGCCAGUGGCCUGGAACGAGACGCCAUCGACCUGGAUCGUGACCCCACGGACUUGGAUCGUGACCCCACGGACCUGGAACGAGGCGCCAUCGACCUGGAUCGAGACGCCAGGGACCUGGAUCGAGACGCCACGGACCUGGAGCGAGACGCCACGGACCUGGAGGGAGACGCCAAGAACAUGGAGCGAGACGCCAAGAACAUGGAGCGAGACGCCAAGAACAUGGAGCGAGACGCCAAGAACAUGGAGCGAGACGCCAAGAACAUGGAGCGAAACGCCAAGAACAUGGAGCGAGACGCCAAGAACAUGGAGCGAGACGUCUGGAACCUGGAACGAGACGUCUGGAUCCUGGAACGAGACGUCAUGGGCCCCGGGCGAGACACCAGACCCAUAUUUCGUCUCCUACUACGACAAUGGCUCCUCCUCCAACUACGACAAUGGCUCCUCCUCCUACUACGACAAUGGCUCCUCCUCCUACUAAGACAAUGGCUCCUCCUACGACAACGGCCUGGAGUGAGACGGAAACGGACGGGGCUCAGACUCACCAACCAUCAAGGGUUGACAUGUGACGUCUCACUUUGA